GCAUCGGCGUGGGAACUAGGGUAACCAUGUCGCCGGUGAGGACAAUGACGGUGGCCGCCGACGAGGAAGCGGAGUACUCGUUCGCCGUGGCUUACAACGGACCUCAGCCGGCGUACGAUAUCCCCCAGGCGGUGCCGAUCGCCGCCGGCAAGAUUCCGGUGGCGGCGGCGGUUGCGUUAUCCGAUGCGCUGUCUUUGCCGGUGGUGCAACCGCUCUCGAAGGAGCUGAAAGUGCCGAGCUCCGAACCCGCGGUAUCUCCUACGUCGGUGAUCGCCUUCGACCGGACCACGGUGUCGCCGACCUCCGGUGAUUGCGUUCGAAGACGCCGC
Glycine soja is the source of this 329-nucleotide messenger RNA. RefSeq names its product extra-large guanine nucleotide-binding protein 1-like. The record is from RefSeq and is a predicted model, not a curated record. NCBI's taxonomy places the organism in Eukaryota, Viridiplantae, Streptophyta, Magnoliopsida, Fabales, Fabaceae. The transcript has a single exon. The annotation marks the transcript as partial.